Messenger RNA from Symbiodinium sp. CCMP2456, 1980 nucleotides. NCBI's taxonomy places the organism in Eukaryota, Dinophyceae, Suessiales, Symbiodiniaceae. The record is from the annotation of a GenBank genome assembly.
AUGUCCGAUGAGUCCGUUCAGGUCACUGUGAGGAUCCGGCCGUUCCUCCCACGGGAGAGGGGGCAACGGCAGAUCGUCAAUGUACAAAGCUCCAAUGUUCUAAAGCUCAAGGUGCUCACCACUCAGCUCACUGGGCCCCCGCAGGAGGAGGACAAAGUUUUCUCCUUCGACCAUUGCCUGUCUUCGGUAAAGCCGAACGACGCAAGGAGGGAUGAGCCACAUGCACCUCCGGUUACGCAGGAGCAGGUCUACGAGGUCAUUGGCCAGAACUUGCUGGAAAAUGCUCUCGAAGGUUUUAACUCCUGCCUCUUUGCGUACGGCCAGACCGGGAGUGGGAAGACCUACACCGUUCUUGGGCACGAAAGAGAUCCAGGUAUCAUCCCAAGGCUGUGCUUGAACCUCUUCUCCCAGGAGUACGACGAGUUGCGCGUUUCGGCUUCUUUUCUGGAAAUCUACAAUGAGCAGCUGAAGGACUUGCUGAACCCGCAGAUGGAAGGCAGGAAGCCGCUGUACGUACACCAGCAUCCUCAGCUGGGAGUGUAUGUUCCACAUCUGACGGAGGCGCCGGUGGGCAGCCACAGCGAGUGUAUGGGGUUGCUGGACUUCGGCUCGAAGAUCCGAGCCACGUCUCAGACGAACAUGAACAGCACGUCUUCUCGAAGUCAUGCCCUGUUCAUUCUUCGGAUAACCUUCCCCAUCAAGGAUGAAGCGAGAACGCGAAUCCGAAACAGCACGCUGAAUCUCAUCGACCUCGCGGGCAGUGAGCGAGUGAAGAAGAGCGGCGCAGCAGGCCAAAGGAUGAGAGAGGGCCAAAACAUCAACAGCUCCCUCAGCGUCCUCGGGCAGGUCAUCUCGAAACUGGCCCAGGGCAAGUUCAAGCACGUGCCCUUCAGGCAGAGCAAGCUUACCUACCUCUUGACGGAUGCAUUGAAUGGCAAUAGCAAGACGCACAUGGUUGCUGCCAUAUCGCCUGCACUUUCGGAGAUGGAGGAGACGCUUGGGACGCUUCGUUUCGCGAGCUCCGUCAAGAAGGUGCGCACUCAUGCCGUCUCCAACGAGCAGGACGUCGGCGAGAGCGACCUCCUCCUGCAGACUAUGCGUUCGGAGGCGGAGGAGCUGAAGGCCGCGGCGAUCAAAGCGAGGGAAGAAAGUCCGCAGCAGGCUAGGCGGUUGGAAAUCCACGCCGAAGCUGUGGAGCAUGCGGUGAUCAGCAUGCAGACGCGGAUCGACAAGACGAUGUGGUCGCAGGCGCAGCAGGCCCAGCAGGAGGCGACACGACAGGCCCUGGCAGGUCUGAGCUUGCCUUUUGCCAUUGGAGGAAUGCUUGGAGGUCAAUCGCAAGACGGUGUGACCGCAAAUUCGCCGUAUUUGCUCAACAUCUCGGAUGACAUCUCCUUGGCGGGCAGGCUUCUUUACUUCCUGCCGGAGGGUCCGCCCAUCAGCGUAGGCUCCGGUGAGAACAACCGAAUCCGCUUGAUGGGGUUGGGGAUUCCCGACCGUUUAUGCGACAUCUCCGUUGUUGCAGGUGGAAAGGGCGUCGAGGUGCAACACUCCGGAGGCGGGCGCCUGAUGGUCGACGGCAUACAGGUGUCCGAGAACCAGGCCGCGGCGCUCUACAACGGUGCCCGCAUCAUCUUCGGCCGCUCCCUUGCCUUCCGCCUCGUCAUCCCGUUGGCAUCCCAAAGCGGCGGGCGCGGUUUGGAGGAUGAGGAGGAUUGGAUGAAUCCACGCAUUGCACCACCGCAGAGCCCUUUCCCGGCUUGUGAUGGUGACGCACUGCAACGUUUGCGACUGUUGGUCGAGACUUCUGUGAUGCCUGUACUGGGCGAAACAGAGUGUGCGGAGAUCAUGCGCAGAGCAGGCGAGGUUCACAACGAUGUCGAUGAGGCUAAUGAGCUGCUGAAGGAGAUUGAAUCACCACCUCUUCAGGCACCUGGACGUGGAGCACUGACUGGUGAGCUGAGCAAGACUUCAUGCUGA